AAUUUCACACUCAGAGUUUGUUGGUUUUAAGGUCUCUCUCUCUCUCUCUCAGACACACACAUACACACACAAACUUGGCUUUUUUAUUGAGUGGACUUGAAAUGAAGUACAUGGUUGUGUUUCUGGGAUUUUGUUGAGUUGGUUAAUAUUUUGGUGACUAAUCAAGAAGUGAGAGACAUGAGAUCCAUAGAGGACAAAGGGUGUUUAAACAGUUGCCCCACAGAGGAGAAUGCAGGUGGUGGCAGUUGCAUGAUCUUCGACUUCAAGAAGGGCGGCGGCGGCGGCGGCGCGGUGAGCAGGCCGUCGCCUCACCACCGGUCGUCUCUGGGGAAACCGACGCCGUCGAAGUGGGACGAUGCUCAAAAGUGGCUGGUGAAUCUGUCGAGAGGUGAGAGGAAUCAGGCCAAGGCCUCCCCGCGCGACUCGAACGCCGAUGACCGGCACUUGAUCGCCUCGUCGGCGUGGGCGGGUGGGGACGAGGGCGAGGGCGGGGGCGGAUCUCCGCCCCCGGCGUCGAACGGAGGGGAUAAGUAUAAGAAUGUUGAGUGUGAUGAGUCUGUGUGGAGAGGAGGGAGUAAGGGAGAUAGUAGCCCUAAAUCAGUGGUGAGGGCUAUAUGUUUGAGGGAUAUGGGGACUGAGAUGACACCAAUUGGGAGCAAAGAGCCCUCUAGGGCGGCUACUCCCAUUAGAGCCAUGAGUCCGACGAAAACUUCGUCGGACUCGGCUGGCUCAGUGAGUCGAGAUACUGGGUCGAUCCCGACUCAGAGGACAGAGGAGUCGGGCGGCAUUAAUGGCCCGACCAGUCAUAUGAGUCGGGAGGGGCCGGAAACGAAUAGCGUGAAGGUAGCUGAGAUUAAGAUCGAUGACAAUUCUAGGGUGUUGAAUCCAUUGGAAGCUCGAGCCGCGGCUUGGGAAGAGGCCGAACGGGCCAAAUAUACGGCAAGGUACAAACGCGAAGACAUGAGGAUUCAAGCUUGGGAAAAUCAUCAGAAGAAAAAGGCCGAGAUGGAGAAUCGGAAAGCAGAGGUGAAGGCGGAGCAGCUCAAAACUCGUGCAAAAGAGAAGUGCAAUCAGAAAAUAGCGACGACUCGAAGAGUAGCCGAGGAGAAACGCGCCGUCGCCGAGGCUAAGCUCAAUGAGAAUGGCAUCAAGACUUCCGAAAGAGGAGAUUACAUAAGAAGAAAUGGCCAUCUUCCCUCUUCUUUCUCCUUCAAGCUGCCUUUUUGCUGCUGGUAGCAACCAAAUUUCACUUGUAAUUAAACUUGUUACUCUUACUAGUGUGACUAUGGACAUGUUACAUGUAUAUUGUUAUUAAAUAUCUUCAUCAUUUUGCGACAGUCUUUUCUUGUAAUUUUGGGUCACAUUUUGCUUCCUCUCA
Molecule: messenger RNA, 1378 nt
Organism: Salvia miltiorrhiza (redroot sage)
Lineage: Eukaryota; Viridiplantae; Streptophyta; Magnoliopsida; Lamiales; Lamiaceae
Exons: 4
Coding region: 178-1236 (352 amino acids)
Source: RefSeq, a predicted model, not a curated record